Drosophila willistoni is the source of this 387-nucleotide messenger RNA. RefSeq lists its product as uncharacterized. The record is from RefSeq and is a predicted model, not a curated record. Lineage: Eukaryota; Metazoa; Arthropoda; Insecta; Diptera; Drosophilidae. The transcript has 2 exons. Bases 87 to 275 code for a protein of 62 amino acids.
UCAACGCGAUCAUCGAUCAGAAAAGAAGGAAAUCCCUCCCCCGAAAACAAAUAAGAAAAAAAGGAAAUACCACAAAAUAAUUCAAAAUGAAAUUCUUACUAUUGUCUGUGUUCCUCUUCGUCGCCGUAUGCCUUAUGCUGACCAGUGCUGUGCCAGUGGAGGAGGCCAUUCCCGAGGGUAUUGAGGGUCCUGGCAGUGAACCAAUUAGUCCUACGGAUGAUCAAUCGUUUUUGCUUAAAUUGAAGUUGCUCAAGAAAUUGUUGUUCCUGGGCUAAGCAAGAUGAGCACAAGAGGAUAUUUCUCAAAAAUGGAAUUUGUACUCUUAACAUGGAAUUUAGUUCAUUAAGCAAUAUUAUGUUAAUAAUAAUGAUAAUAAUAAAAAAAUGG